CUGCGACCGUUCAGUGCGUGAAAUGUCCACAAAUCAACACUUCAUAUUUUCGGUUUAGAAAGUACUUCAUUCGGGUACUUAAAUCGCAAUUCUUUUCGGGGGGAAUUUUCAAUGUGAACGCACUUCUCACACUAUUUAUACUUCACAAUGUCGAAGAAUAGCGUGAUUUGGAACGCACCUGAAAACUUCACAUCCCAGAAGUCACCGCGCUGUCUCUGCGUCUGUUAUGCGCGUCACUAAACGCGAGCUGCGGGCUAAUGUUUAGUAUUUAACAUUGUUUUGAUGCAAUAAUCAGCUUUCCGUUAUGAAAUAAAGAAAAAUGUCUUACGACGAUCGGUGCGUGACGUGCUUUAUUUUACUGCUCUCUCUUCAGCUAACUUUAGUUUAAUAGCAUUGACUGACAUGUGUUUAAAGGUGGUUGAGUUUUAAAGGUUGAACUUAUUUAAGCUUUAUUCUUUAUGUCUGUUUUGAUGAUGGCGUGGGUUCUGCGCAGGGUCGCGUCGCUUCAGACUGUCAGGAGAUGGAAGUCAGAUUAUAAAUCUGAAGAUUUCUUGAAGCGCGAGGCAGUUCAGAAACACAUUAAGCGCGUGUUAGAUGAACAUCAGUGUGUAUCGAGUCGUUUAGAGCGCGAGCACGUGAGUGAAUCUGAACGCAAAGGUUUAAAUCAUAAACUCGUUCACCUGUCGCGUGUCGUUGACGCGUUUGAAAGAACUCAACACGCGAUGAGAGAAGAGAAAGAUGUAGACGCACUCAUUCACAGCUGUGCAGAAGAGGAGCAGAUGCUUUCACUGCUGAGAGAGGAACAUACAGACAUCAGCAGAAGAUUACAGCAGCUGAAGAAAGAGUUGAUCGAGACUCUGGUUCAAACUGAUGAUGAUGAGGAUGAGGAUGGUAAAAACGUCAUUCUGGAGGUGGCAGCAGGAAGAACCACUGGAGGUGACAUCUGUCAGCAGUUCACCAGAGAGAUGCUCGACAUGUACCAGCACUUCGCCAACUACAAAAACUGGCACUUUGACAUUUUAAAUAAUACUGCAGCUGAAUAUGGGGGUCUUCAUCACGCAGCCGUCAGGAUCUCAGGGGACAGUGUGUAUCGCUGGCUGAAGUUUGAGGGCGGCACACACAGAGUUCAGAGGAUUCCUGAAGUCGGCCUGUCGUCUCGCAUGCAGCGCAUUCACACAGGAACAGUCACGGUGAUCGUCCUGCUGCAGCCGGAUGAUGUUGACAUUCACAUCGAGCCCCGAGAGCUGCGGAUAGACACGUUUAAAUCCAGAGGAGCAGGCGGUCAGAGCGUCAACACCACUGACAGCGCGGUGAGAAUCCUUCACCUGCCAACAGGGAUUGUAGCAGAAUGUCAGCAGUUUCGUUCUCAGUUAAAGAAUCGUGACACAGCCAUGCGCGUCCUCAGAGCACGUCUGUAUGAGAGCUGCACAGGGCAGCAGAGAGAACACACGCAAGCAUCACGCAAACAGCAGGUGGGGUCUCGAUCGCAGUCGGAGAGAAUCCGCACAUAUAACUUCAGUCAGGACCGUGUGACAGAUCACAGGAGUGGUCACGUGAUGCGUGACAUCAAGGAGUUCAUGAGAGGAGGUGAGAGUCUGGAGGAGAUGAUCAGACUCCUGCAGGAGCACACAGACAGAGAGACGUUACUCAAACUGCUGGAGAACAACAUCUGAUGAUCAUACACAUCUGAGUAUCUCUGAAAAAUAAAAUCUUUAAAACAGAUAAAAAUAUGUUUUGUGAAGAUAAUUUGAUUUCAAAUGUGUUUUUAUAAUAUACAUGUAUAUUUUAAAUCUCACAGGUACAAGUAAAUCAUUUAGUAAUUAUUAUAAUUCAGCUGACAAAUAAGUUUGAAAUCCCCUACUAUACACAAUUAUUAUUUAUACAGAUAGUUUUGAUAUUGGAGAUUUGUAAGAAUGCUGACAGAAUCAAUACUGAUCCAGGAUCAGAGUUUCUUCAAAGCUUGAGAGAUGUUGAGAUUUUUUUUUUUUUUCAUUUACAUUUUUCUGCAUUUGGCAGCGAUUUGCAUGAUAUCAUGACAUUUGUUUUUGAGCUUGUGCAAUUUACAGUUGAAAGAAAAAGUAUGUGAACCCUUUGGGCUUACUUGGAUUUCUUCAUAAAUUGGUCAUAAAAUGUGUUCUGAUCUUCAUCUAAGUCACAACAAUAGAGAAACACAGUCUGCUUAAACUAAUACCGCACAAACAUUAUACGUUUUCAUGUUUUUAUUGAACACAACAUGUAAACAUUCAUAGUGCAGGGUGGAAAAAGUAUGUGAAACCCUAGACUAAUGACUUCUCCAAGAGCUCAUUGGAGCCAGGAGUCAGCCAACCUGGGGUCCAAUCAAUGUGAUGAGAUUCGAUGUGUUGAUUAAAGCUGGCCUGUCCAAUAAAAAACACACACAAGUUUCUCUGGCACAUGCUAACAUUUUUGUUGACAAAUCUACAAUAAGGAAAACAUUAAACAAGAAUGGACUUCAUGGGAGGACACCACGGAGGAAGCCACUGCUGUCCAAAAAAAACAUUGCAGCACGUUUGAAGUUUGCAAAAGAGCACCUGGAUGUUCCACAGCACUACUGGCAAAACAUU
Molecule: messenger RNA, 2582 nt
Organism: Triplophysa dalaica
Lineage: Eukaryota; Metazoa; Chordata; Actinopteri; Cypriniformes; Nemacheilidae
Gene: mtrf1
Product: mitochondrial translational release factor 1
Exons: 9
Coding region: 459-1673 (404 amino acids)
Biological process (GO): translational termination
Molecular function (GO): translation release factor activity
Source: RefSeq, a predicted model, not a curated record